CUUUUGAGUGCAAAGUGUUGUGUGCAAACAAUUAAUAGGUUUUUAUUAUUAAAACACAACAACUCAAGUCUAAAUCCAGUUGUUUAUCAAUAUUUUACUGUUAUUAUGACAAUGACUUGACUACAUAAUCUUAAAACUAUGUGUAUGACUUUAUUUUUCUUCAUUAUUAACUAUGCUAAUGAAAGAUACGUAAUAAUGUCAUAACAAAAGUUUCAUACCGUUACAGAAAUUAGAUGAUAUAAAAAACACGGAAACAACACACAAAACGGACGAAUCCAUCAAUGAUGGAAGAAAUAUUGGACCCAUUGACACCAAGUGUAAAUGAUUCUACAAGUUCUGGAAUAAUGAACAAAUUAAGAAUGAGAUUGACUAAUGUUCCAUCGACAACUCCAACUAAUGAAGGUUAUGUCGAGUUUGGUGAAUUUAGGGCUCAGAGCCCCGGUAUCAAAAAAGUGGGUACAUUCGCCGGGGUGUUCUGUCCUGUGGUGCUGUCAAUGUUCAGUGCACUAAUUUUUAUACGAAUGGGUUAUCUCGUGGGCAAUGCCGGGGUUAUAGUGACGUUAGCACAAUUCGGCAUGGCCUACCUAAUAGUAGGAUUUACUGUCACAUCCAUUUGCGCUAUAUCAACCAAUGGUGCUGUCGAAGGGGGUGGAGUUUACUUUAUGUUAAGCAGGACGUUGGGCCCGGAGUGCGGCGGCGCGAUAGGAACUCUGUUCUUCUUCGCUAAUGUAGUGUCGAGCGCGCUUUGUAUCUCCGCUUGCACUGAAGCUUUGAUGGAGAACUUUGGCGAGAGUGGUUAUCUGGUUUCCAGCGGAGGUUUACCAGACGGUGAUUGGUACCGGUUCCUCUACAGGUCCACGCUAAACGCCGUAGGACUGAGUGUCUCUCUAGCGGGCGCGUCAUUGUUCGCCAGGACGAGUCUGGCCAUCUGGCUCACGAUGGUGGUCUGUCUCGCCAGCGCCUUCCUUAGUUUCUUCAUCAUCAAACCGACUAUGAUAGAGAAGCCGGACACUAAUCACCUGGUGAACGACACACACUUCAGCUAUACGGGUCUGAAUAUGGCCACCUUCUACGAGAACUUAUACCCUCAAUAUGGCAGGGACUACACCACAGAUGAUGGGGAAUUGGUGGACUUCGCGUCGGUGUUUGGAGUACUGUUCACUGGCGUUACGGGAGUGAUGGCCGGGGCCAACAUGAGUGGUGAACUGAAGAGUCCGUCACGCAGUAUACCCCUGGGCACGCUGACAGCACUGCUGUUCACCGGCAUCUCGUACGUGCUGCUGACCUUCCUUACAGCGGCUACCUGCUCCAGGGCUCUGCUGCAGAACAACUACGUCUAUCUACUGCCUAUUAACAUCUGGAAACCGUUUAUUGCAGUCGGUAUGUUGACUGCGACCUUCUCAGCCGGACUGUCAAAUUUAAUCGGCGCUUCGAGAGUGCUUGAGGCUUUAGCUAAGGAUAACAUAUUUGGAUUUCUUCUUCGGCCGAUGGUAUCGCGAUCUGGCAACCCAGUAAUGGCGGUGGUGAUGUCAUGGCUCCUCGUGCAGGUCGGAAUAAUGGCGGGCUCGCUGAAUACCAUCGCUCAGGUAAACUCUGUUCUAUUUAUGACGAGCUACUUCGCUAUCAACCUGGCGUGUCUCGGCUUGGAUCUUGCUUCGGCGCCUAACUUUAGACCCACCUUCAAGCACUUCUCGUGGCUGACGUCCCUCCUGGGCCUGGUGGGUUGCGCGGCCCUGAUCUUCGCCCUCCGGCCCGCAUACGCGUUCGCGGUGGCCCUAGCAUGUAGCUCGCUGGUGGUCGCGCUCCACUUCCUGUCUCCCGCGGCCUCCGAGCCCAAGUGGGGCAGCUUGAGUCAAGCACUUAUAUUUCACCAGGUUCGCAAGUACCUGCUCCUGCUGGACCCCCGGCGCGAGCACGUCAAGUUCUGGCGCCCUCAGAUGCUGCUGCUGAUCUCGUCUCCGCGACAAGCGGCGCCGCUCAUCGACUUUGUUAAUGAUCAGAAAAAGGGUGGUCUGUUUGUGAUCGGGCAUGUUAGAGUCGGUCAGUUAGAUGGUAGCGGGGACCCCCUGGCCCUAGAGCACUCCUACUGGCUGAAGCUGAUCGACCAUCUUAAGGUGAAAGCUUUUGUAGAGCUCUGCCUAGCGGAGUCUAUUCGGAGUGGAGCUGCCCAUCUGACUAGGCUAGCCGGUCUCGGAGCCAUGAAGCCAGAUACUGUACUAUUAGGUUUCAGAGACACUGCCACCCCGAAAGACUUCUUUAGAGACCCAAUGUCUCCGUACAAGACGGAUCAGUUCGACCCGGACUCCGGCGACAUAAUGUUCCCCACGCGCACGUCGGUCGCCACGCGCAUCUCUGCGGGCGAGUACGUGCGCAUGAUGGCCGACGUUCUGUGUGUCAACAAGAACAUAUGUCUGUGCCGGCACUUCCACACGCUCGACAUGGCGGCUGUCGAGAGGAGGUCACCCAACCUGAAGUACAUAGAUGUGUGGCUGGUGGACAUUCUCCGGCCUGAUGCGGAGCAGGCGUUCAGCGUGCCCGCACUGUUCGCGCUGCAGUUGGCUGCCGUGGUGCGCUCGGCGCGCGGUUGGCAGCACCUGCACCUGCGGGCGCACGUGCCGCUCACCACGCCUCAAAACAUGAGUGCGGACAGCAAUGGACAGCGCUCCGUGACUGACAGACUUGACGACCUGCUCAAGUUGUUGAGAAUCAACGCGACCACGCACGCGGUAAGCGACUGGCCCAUGCUCGAGGACUUGGGUCCGUGGCGGGAGGGGGGCUUCGAAAACCCUGGCAUAUAUAGCCGCGUGCCGGCAAGCUAUUUACGAAUAGUGAACACUAUCAUAAAACAUCGUUGUGCCGAGGGCACCGCUGUCACCUUCAUCCAGCUGCCGCAGCCUCCAGCACUCCGACCCUCGGGCGAUGACGAGGCGCUCUGCGAACAGUAUCUCAAGGUGUUGGAUGAUCUCACUGUGAAUCUAUCUCCGACCAUACUCGUACGGGGUUUGAAGUCUGUUACUUCCACGGAUCUUUGAUCAAAUUAUAGUUUUAAUAGUUUAUACAGCGUGACGCUCCAAUGGUGACAUUAAAUGAACACACAGGUACAGCUACUUAACAUUAAUCAUUAAAAAUAAAUUUAAAAGUUAAAGUAAAUUAUUAAAAUUUUGCAACUUUUUAAACAGAGAAAUAAUACAUUUAGAAAACAAAAUUUUAAUCAACCUUUACGUGAAUGCUAUUCACCUACAAGUUGUGACGGCCACGGCGGGGCGUGCGAGAAGUGUCAAUGCCUACGAUAACUCGCGGCUACUAGAUUACUUACAGGAUGUUCCGAAGUGAUGUUAUUGAAAAUUAAUUUAUUUAGGUGAAUUAUGUAUUUAUUUUUUUGUGAUUACGGCUAAAUAGCUCUACCCGUGUGUUAAUAUAAUGUCGCCAUUGUAGCGUCACACUGUACAAUGCAGUAGCUUUUUUAUCGAGCAAUAUUUUAUGGUAAUUAAGUGUAUCACUUAUUAUUGAAUCGCUUUACACCUUCGAGUAUUAAACCAAAUUAGGACGACAUUAACUAUUGUCCAAUUGUUAUGUGUUUCAUUAUUUUCUUAAGAAUUUAUUCUCUUAUUUAAUAGUGCGAAGUACACAAAUUAUAUGAGGUGCAAAAUCGAGCGUUAUUAGAAAGAAAUGACGUUAUUCAUAAAAGGGAUAGACAUGAACACUAGUGCCUAUUAGAAAAUAUAAUAUACAGGGUGUAAUCGUGAAGUGUCAUCAGAUGAUUAUUCCGUAACUAUUACAGAUAUCAAAAAACUUUAUAGCGGUAUCGAUAGUACGUUAUCUAAUCAGUAAAAUGACAUAAAAUUUUAAGGAGUAUCCUAAUAUUGAUAUUAAACACAAAUGUAUGGGACAUUUCGUAUGAAAUAGAAUUGUGAUAAGUGUGUAAGAAUUGGUUAAUCCAAUCAUUUUGUAAAUUGAUUAUAAUUUAAUAGAUAAUUAUUUAAACAGUUAACCUCGGUCAAGUGGCACGUAUAUGGCAAUGCGUGCGUAUUUACUAAUCUUUAAGUAUCGUUUGUGCAUUUGUCGUUAACGGGACCCUUUAUUUAGUUCGCUACGAUAGGUAUUUCCUGAAUGGUCUCAAUACGCAAUGGAAACCGUAUUAAAUACGGACAUAAGUGUUAGCUUCUCAUUUCCCAAAACGUGUGACAAAUAUUUGUCCGUCUCUUUUUAGUUGUUACUCGUAAGUUGUGUAAGUGUGCUUACGACGUAGGGCUAACAGUAUCAACAAGGACACAAAUUAUUUUAUUUAAUGACAAUUUUAUGUAAUAUUCCGACAUUUUAUUUUGCGACAUUCCUUUUUGAGUUUCUUUGUGAAAUUUGUGUAAGCUAAAAUGUUUAAAAUGUAUUUAUUUUAUAUGAAUAAUUUAUGUCUUUUUUGUAAUUAAUAUUUAUUAUCGGAUUGCACUUUAUCCAAUAUAUUUACUAUGAAAUAAUUUUACACACAUUUAAAUUUGUAACCAAAGUUUAUGGAACAAUGCCGGACUCGAACCCGCGACCUCUUGGACACCGUCCGAGCGCUCUUACCAACUGAGCCAUCCGUUCGAGUAUGAAAUAAUCUACGAAAAUAAUAAUACUUAAAAUAUAUAAUUUUUAGUUAGAAAUUUCUUUAAUAGUAAGAUUUAUUCUAUAAGCCUUGUCUAUUUCUGUAGAGUAAAUGUAAAUAUAAGAGACAUUAAAGGAAAUGAAGAAAUUAUAAAAUGUGUGAGCAGUAUUGUCGAUGUUGCGCUCCUGCUCAAACCUGUGGGAGUUUUGAGGAACUUUCACCCGGACUGUUGGUGAUUACCAUAACAUAUAACUAAUUGCUGGAAAGUAUUUGCCGAUGUAUUAGACUAAUGUAAGACUGCAAUAUGCAAUUGACAACUUAGGUACUUUAACAUCUAAUUUAUAAUGAAUACAGUCCAUAUUUUGGUUAGGAGAUAAGUUAUGAUUUUAUUGCAUUCUUUAGAUACUGUUUUUCCGCUACACGCUAUUUGUUUUCACUUUAUCUCUGUGUAGCUUUCAGGAAAUUAUUUUAAAAAUAUUUACCAAAUAUUUUAUUAAUUAGUUGCUGUAAUAAGAAUAUUGAUAUUGUCAAUUACUAAUUAGGUCUAUGUAGUUAACGAUUUCUAAAUAGGUCUAGUUUGAAGACACACAAUUGCUUGCUUGAGACACAUUACGAUUAUUCGAAUACCCAUCCAGGCGUAGGCACACGCCAGAUACAAAUUAUAAAGAUAAUAUAAAAGUUGCAGUUUUAAUCCAAUACACAUUUAUGUAGUGAUUAUCAAAGUAAUAAUUACCUUGUAUGAUAUCAUUUUAAAACAAUUAUAGUUUUUUAACUUAAUUUUCUUUGCUAUCAUAUAGGUUACCAAUUUUUUUAUCAAAUUAUUGACAAAUAAAUAUUAAUUUUGAAACUUUUUGUGCUUUAAGUUAAACUAAGGACUUUGUUUAUUUUAGUCUUACCUAGAGAUAAUAUAUAUAGUAAUAUAUGUUAUAAUUAUAAUAUAUAUUAUUAUAUAAAAUUAGUCACCCCUGGGUCCUCCUAACGGGAGGUUAAUAAUACAUCGAAUAACUACUAACGCUGUAUAUCAUUAAAUAUAUGAAUUAAGUAAUAUUGUUAACUGUAGAAUGCUCUCAAAUGUGAAUGUCGAAUGGCUGUUUUAUAGUGUCAUUAGUAUUACUACUAAAUUCAUUAUUAUAGCUUACGAAAACUCAUCUAUAAUUUAUAUUUUUGAUAGUAGAAAAAGUAUGUUGCCGUUUAUACAUUCUUCAAAUUUUCAAAAAAAAUAUAAGUUGUAUAGCUAAAAUUCAUCUUCAUCAGCUCGGCUAUUAAACAAAAAACCGCGUACCAGCCAUGCGAAUGACGCCUUUUUCAUAAAUCUUGGUAUUUUUGUUAAAAUCUGAAGUUAUGGUGUCUAUCAAUAUUGGUAAAUAAUUAAAAUUUGUAAAUUUAAUCCCAGUAGGGAAGGAAAUUACUUAAAAAAUAACUUACAAAUAACAUAUUGGUAUAAAAAAACGAACAUUUGGGUUAUGACGUCACAGACAGAUACACAGAGUAGAUACAUAUCAGAUACCUACAUCUGUUUAGUUUAUAACCAUUAUUAUACACAUUUUUUAUUUAUUUUACUAGUGUUUUCGUUGUUUUACAAUUGACACAACACAGAAUGUAAUCUAUGUAAAGUUUUUGUAUUUGUUACAAAGUUAGUUUUACCUAUAAUAUAUACAUAUUACAUAUAAGUAAAAUAAUUUCACCAUAGUGUUCAACUCAGAUAAUUUACAACGACAGAUAAUUUAUUAUAUACCACUUCACACUAUACUAGAGAGAGCCUAGCGUCAUGGUGUUACCAUUAAUAAUAUUGUUUCAGUGGGCGUCGUAUUGCACUCUAAUUGUUUUUAUUUUUCAAAACUCACUGUAAAAUAUAGAAUUUUCAUAAACACAUAUUAAUAAUUAUUAUUAAUUACCAUUUACUUGUUUUACCUUAAAUUUUAUCUACCCAUACUACGAAAUAACUACUCCAUAAGAUUAUAUGGGUGCUGAAUCCAAUAGUAUUCGUUAAUAUCAAAUAUAUCAUGUUUUGAAUACUGUUUAAAUUGGUUUGAUAGAUAGAUAAGUAAUAUAAAAUGGGAUCAAUUAAUUAAAUAUAGCAAAUAGCUAAGACUACUUUCUAGUAAAAUCUAAUUGUGAUAUCAUAAAUAAAUUGUAUUUUAUUAAUUAUCAAA
This is a messenger RNA of Leptidea sinapis, 6735 nucleotides long. RefSeq names its product solute carrier family 12 member 9. The record is from RefSeq and is a predicted model, not a curated record. Gene Ontology annotation, biological process: chloride transmembrane transport; potassium ion import across plasma membrane; potassium ion homeostasis. Gene Ontology annotation, molecular function: potassium:chloride symporter activity. Gene Ontology annotation, cellular component: membrane. The coding region runs from base 282 to 3032 and encodes 916 amino acids. Lineage: Eukaryota; Metazoa; Arthropoda; Insecta; Lepidoptera; Pieridae. The transcript is spliced from 21 exons.